Molecule: messenger RNA, 527 nt
Organism: Meleagris gallopavo (turkey)
Lineage: Eukaryota; Metazoa; Chordata; Aves; Galliformes; Phasianidae
Source: RefSeq, a predicted model, not a curated record
CCCUAUGGGUCUCUAUGUAUUCCUAUGGGUCCCUGUGGGUUUCUAUGGGUCCCUACGUGUCCCUUUGGGAUCUCUAUGUGUCCCACUGUGCCCGGCCCCACGCUCAGGGCUCUCCAUCCCCCCACAGAUCCUCCACUACACCCCAGAGGAGGGCGCCUGGGUUGCCCCCGGCCCUUUCCAAGGGGUGCUGUCGUGGAACGGCUCCCACGGGACUCGGGAUAUUCAGGACCUGUCUGUUCGUCUGUCUGCUGUGGGGCGGCCCCACGCCGGGCUCUACGUCUGUCGCCUGCGUCGCAAUCUCACCUUCGAGGGCUACACGUACAGCCUGGCCCGUAACAAGAGUGUGAAGCUGGCUGUGGUGGAGAGCGGUACUGUGCCUUUAAGAGAGCUGGGGGGAGAGGGGGGGCGGUACUGUGCCUUUAAGAGAGUGGUACUGUGCCUUUAAGAGAGUGGUACUGUGCCUUUAAGAGAGGUGGGGGGAGAGGGGGGGCGGUACUGUGCCUUUAAGAGAGUGGUACUGUGCCUUU